AUGGCAAAGAAGAAUCUAUCAUUGGUAAAACGUACAUCGAAUCGGGUGAUAAUACGAUCACGUCAGUUACCAACAGAUAACGGAAUGGCGGAUGAACAGCCAUCAGCACUGUCACCGUUGCAAGCCAAUGUACUUUGGAAUUAUCCGGUACUCGAUUCAUUUUCUAAGCUUUACAUACCCGGAGGACAAAUGGAUUUGGAAUGGCAGCCAUCAGUUGCGGCAAUUUUUAAGGUUGUAUUUUCCUUCCGAAUUUCUGCUGCAAUGUGGAGCAUAAUAAGCGAUUGCGAUGAAGUAUAUAAUUACUGGGAGCCUCUUCAUUUAUUUCUGUAUGGUACCGGUUUUCAGACUUGGGAGUACUCGCCAAUUUAUGCUAUACGAUCAUAUUUGUACAUAUUAUUGCAUUAUGGACCAGCUGUAAUACUUAAAAAAAUAUUUUCUGCCAACAAAUCGGGCGUUUUCAUUACAAUGCGUUGCCUAUUGGGAUUGUUUAACGUAGGUGCCGAAAUAAAAAUGUAUAAAGCACUCUGUUCACGCUUCGGGAACGGUAUAGCUCGGACAUACAUUGUACUAACAUCACUUUCAUCUGGAAUGUUUAUCGCAAGUUGUGCAUUCCUACCAUCAUCGUUUAGUAUGUCAGCAAAUUUGUUCGCUAUUGCAGCAUACAUUAAUGAAGAAUGGCCCAUAGCAAUAUCGUUUACUGCAUUGAGUGCACUGGUUAGUUGGCCAUUUGCAGCUAUACUUGGCUUACCGAUUGUGCUCGAAAUGCUAGUUGUUCGACCUCGUGAAUUAGCUUUUGCUUUUUGUAAUUAUGCAUUAAUAUCUGGUUCUAUCAUUAUCAUAACACUAGUUAUUGUUGAUUCCUAUUAUUUCGGUAAAAUUGUUCUGGCUCCGCUAAACAUCGUUUUGUACAACGUAUUCUCAUCACAUGGACCAAAUCUCUACGGUGUUGAAGAUGUGAAAUUUUACAUCAAAAAUUUAUUGCUUAAUUGGAAUGUCGUUAUUAUCCUAUUCCCGUUUGCGGUACCGCUUGCGGGAUUGGCAUAUGUCUGGACACGUUCAUCUCGAAAACUAGUCCAUUCCGUAGCUCGAGAGAUGUCUUUGGUUUAUUGGAGGCGUUUUUUACCAGUCUUUUUUAUUUUUCUAUCAGUUAUGCUAUGGUUUGCAAUAUUCUUCUCGCAACCUCAUAAAGAGGAGCGGUUUUUAUUUCCGGUUUAUCCUCUUCUAGCCGUUUUGGCAGCCGUUACAAUUGAUGCUUUGCCUCGGAUUGGUAUUUAUUUGUUUGGCGGAAGAUCACGAGGCUUUUGGCAAGCAUGCGUUAUUGGAUGGUUGUUGAUUUUUUCGGUACUAUCUGUUUCCCGAUCAGCCGCGAUUUAUCGGAAUUAUUUUUCUUCAGUAGAAGUUUACAAAGUGCUCAAUGAACAUAUGCUUAAUUAUAGUAAUCGCAAUGAAUUAUAUAGUGCUGAAGAUAAUAGCACGGUGAUACAUAUUUGUAUCGGUAAGGAAUGGUAUCGAUUCCCAUCUUCUUUCUUUCUACCUACCAGUAUAAAAAACAAUAAAAAUCAAGUGUUGAUCGCGAAAUUGGACUUUAUAAAGAGCGAAUUUGCCGGUUUGCUACCAAAACCAUAUGUGAAAGGUUCUUUGCCGGAAGUUACACGUGUUAUACCAACAGAGAUGAAUAAUCUUAAUCGGGAAGAAAUUAAUCGAUAUGUUGAUAUUAGACAGUGCGAUUUUUUGAUCGAUCUAGAAACUUCGGACACUACUGCACUUGAGCCUAAUUAUGCGAAACAGACAAGUAUUUGGCGUUCGGUAGUAAAGAAAAAGUUUCUGCUGUCAUCCAAUUCUCACCCGAUUUAUCGCUCAUUUUAUAUCCCGUUUAUAGCUGGUUCUAACAAUGUCUAUGGUGGUUAUCAUCUUCUCGAAAGGGUCCAUGAUGUUCUUGACAAUACAACAUUAUAAAAGUUCC
Molecule: messenger RNA, 1963 nt
Organism: Loa loa (African eye worm)
Lineage: Eukaryota; Metazoa; Nematoda; Chromadorea; Rhabditida; Onchocercidae
Product: plasmid Maintenance protein containing protein
Exons: 11
Coding region: 1-1956 (651 amino acids)
Biological process (GO): protein N-linked glycosylation
Cellular component (GO): endoplasmic reticulum membrane
Molecular function (GO): alpha-1,2-mannosyltransferase activity
Source: RefSeq, a predicted model, not a curated record